Molecule: messenger RNA, 1917 nt
Organism: Oryctolagus cuniculus (rabbit)
Lineage: Eukaryota; Metazoa; Chordata; Mammalia; Lagomorpha; Leporidae
Gene: NUSAP1
Product: nucleolar and spindle associated protein 1
Biological process (GO): mitotic chromosome condensation; establishment of mitotic spindle localization; mitotic cytokinesis
Cellular component (GO): mitotic spindle; nucleolus; microtubule
Molecular function (GO): microtubule binding
Source: RefSeq, a predicted model, not a curated record
AGCAGGGUUGCGGUUCGAGCCUGUGUUUACCGCGUCGGUUACAGGUCACGAUGACCGUCCCCUCUCCGGAGGAGCUGGACUCCUUCAAGUACAGUGACCUGCAAAAUUUAGCCAAGAGUCUGGGCCUCCGGGCUAACCUGAAGGCAGAGAAGUUGUUAAGAGCCUUGAAAGCCCACCUGAAAGAGGAGGCAGGAAGAGAAAAGGAGCAUCAGGCUGAAGGUCAAACCUCUGCUUCCUCCCGUGGCAAGCCCGAGAUAGAGAUUUGUGGCGAGGAACAAGCUGCUAGGGAGCCGGCUGGCCAAGUCACCAAAAGGAGGAGAAGGCGCAAGACAGCCCACGGGAACCCUGAUCCCCAGCAGGAUCUUUCAGAGAUAACAGUCAGUGAGAGCACUGAAUUCCAGAGUCAAGAAGAGCAGGAAGACCAGAUUCCUGGGACUACUGCAGAAGCUCCCCCUGCACCGCGUGAGCGCCAAGGAGAGGAGACUGCAGUUUCCUCAGGCGGAAGUGCAACGAAAGUUAAAGAAGACUCACAGGUACCUUCACAAAGAAAGUCUGUCUACACAGAUGGGUUUUCCAAGGCUGGAAAAAACAAAAGAACUGCAGUCACUACUCCAAAUUUUAAGAAGCUGCAUGAGGCUCAUUUUAAGGAAAUGGAAUCCAUUGAUCAAUAUGUUGAGAGAAAAAGGAAACAUUUUAAAGAACACAACCCAUUUAGUGAGCUCAAGAAGCAGCCGGUCGGUAAGGGAGGGGUGGCAACUCCAGUUCCUCUGCAAGGAAGACCCCCUGUGGCCUGCACCCCCGCCGGCCAGCGGCCCGCAGGUCGGAGCACCUUAUGUCUGAAGGGCUCAGCCAAGCGCUCCACUCUCUCAGCAACUAAAAUGAACGUCAGGUUUUCAGCAGCUACUAAAGAUAAUGAGCAUAAGCGUUCAUUGACCAAGACUCCUGCCAGAAAGUCUCCCCACGUGACCGUCUUUGGGAGUACCCCAAAGGGCCAGGCAGUGCUCGGGACGCCCAAGUUAAAGACCACGAAGGGGAAUUUUGCUGUUAUUAGCCCCUUCAAGUUGACGACUAUAGCAACACAGACUCCAGUCUCCAAUAAGAAACCUGUUUUUGAUCUCAAAGCAAGUUUGUCUCGACCCCUCAACUAUGAGCCACAUAAAGGAAAGCUGAAACCAUGGGGGCAAUCUAAAGAAAAUAAUUCUCUGAAUGAACACGGAAACAGAGUUAGCUUCCACAAGAAAAGUUACAAACAACCACGACUCCAGACUAGGGAAGAGCAACGGAAGAAACAUGAGCAAGAACGAAAAGAGAAGAAAGCGAAGGUUUUGGGAGCUCGAAGGGGCCUCAGUGUGGUUAAAGAUUAAUCAUUUUUGAACAUCCUAUAAAUAUUCCUUCAUUCUGAAUUUGUUUCCUUUUGUAAAUAAUUUUGUACUGUUUUCCAAGCUUUGGUCAAAACCUCUUUUUCUACUACAUCUUAAUCUCUGUACUGUCCAGGAGUUCUUCAUGUGCUGUACCCUGAAAAGACAUCACCACCUUAAAGCUCAGAUACUUUGCAAUGGUUUUGCAUAAACCAUUCUUCUACUACAGAUUCCUAGACUAGAUUUUUAAUGUCAAGUUCCCUCCGCUGGUUCUCAUUAACACAGCUACAGUCUGCUUUGGGCUUUCACCCAUAGGCAGCUAGUUGGAGCACACACUCCAGGAGAGUCUGAACGAAACCAAGAGGCGGCUAUGCUGGGAGGGAAAGGCCACCUCUUCAUCCUGUAGUCUAAAGAACCUGGUGCUAUGAAACCGGGCUGAUGGUUCGGUUAUAGCAUCAAUAUUUUAUCUACAUAAGAAGUGUAUUUAGCUUAUAUGCAUCUUUGUUCAAACCACUACAUAUAAUUGCCAUCUGUCACAGGUUUAUUCCAGCCUUGCUUA